CGCCUUCCGCUUCCUCUCUGCCCGGGAAGAGGCGGGCGCGGCUGCGGCCAUGCAGGUCUCCAGCCUCAACGAGGUGAAGAUCUACAGCCUGAGCGCCGGCAGGAGCCUCCCGGAGUGGCUCUCUGACAGGAAGAAAAGAGCUUUGCAGAAGAAAGAUGUGGAUAUCCGUAGAAGAAUUGAACUUAUUCAAGACUUUGAAAUGCCCACUAUUAGCACAAAGAUUAAGGUAUCAAGAGAUGGACAGUAUAUUAUGGCAGUUGGAACUUACAAGCCCAGGGUUCGCUGUUUUGAUACCUAUCAGUUAUCCCAGAAAUUUGAAAGAUGCUUAGAUUCCGAAGUGGUUACAUUUGAGAUUUUAUCAGAUGAUUACUCAAAGAUUGUCUUCUUGCAGUGUGGCAGAUUUGUGGAGUUUCAUUCACAACAUGGCCAUUACUACAAGACAAGAAUACCAAAAUUUGGUAGAGAUUUCUCUUACCACUACCCAUCAUGUGACCUGUAUUUCGUAGGAGCAAGUUCUGAAGUGUACAGGCUGAAUCUGGAACAAGGAAGAUUUCUGAACUCCCUGCAAACCGAAGCUUCAGAGAGUAAUGCCUGUGACAUAAAUCCUGUCCACUUCUUGUUUGCUAUGGGGACAGCUGAGGGAAAAGUGGAAUGCUGGGAUCCUAGAACUAGAAAUCGAGUUGGGCUGUUGGACUGUGCAUUAAGCAGUGUGACAGCAGACACAGAGAUAGAAGGUUUGCCAUCCAUUUCAGCACUGAAGUUUGAUGGGGCCUUGAAUAUGGCUGUUGGAACAUCUACUGGGCAGGUCCUAUUAUAUGAUCUUCGGUCUAGUAAUCCAUUAAUAGUCAAAGAUCACCACUAUGGACUGCCUAUUAAAUCCAUUCAGUUUCAGCAUCAGCUGGAUUUAAUUAUCUCUGCGGAUUCUCGAAUCAUAAAAAUGUGGAACAAAGAUACAGGAAAGAUAUUUACUUCAAUGGAGCCAGAACAUGAUAUAAAUGAUGUCUGCCUUUAUCCAAAUUCAGGAAUGCUAAUGACUGCCAAUGAAGCCCCUAAAAUGAAUAUCUAUUAUAUACCAGUUUUAGGACCUGCCCCAAAAUGGUGUUCCUUCUUGGACAACUUGACUGAAGAACUGGAAGAGAAUCCAGAAAGCACUGUUUAUGAUGAUUACAAAUUUGUUACCAGAAAAGACCUUGAAAAUUUAGGCCUUGCUCAUCUCAUUGGAUCAUCAUUGCUCAGAGCAUACAUGCAUGGCUUCUUCAUGGACAUAAGACUUUAUCAUAAGGCAAAAAUGAUGGCCAACCCCUUUGCCUAUGAAGAAUAUAGAAGAGAGAAAAUAAGGCAGAAGAUAGAAGAAACUCGUGCACAGAGAGUUCAAUUGAAGAAACUCCCAAAAGUUAAUAAAGAACUUGCACUCAAACUGAUUGAAGAAGAAGGAGAAGAGCAACAGUUCAGUAAAAAAAGAAAACAAAAGAAUCUGCCCAGCCUUCUCAAAGAUGAUCGUUUUAAGGUCAUGUUUGAGAAUCCAGAUUUCCAGGUGGAUGAGCAGAGUGAAGAAUUUAGGCUACUUAACCCACUUGUUUCUAAAAUAAGUGAGAAAAGAAAGAGGAAGCUAAAGAUCUUAGAAGAACUGGAAGCACAAGGACAGGAAGAAGAGGAAGAACCAGAAGGAAAAGCAAGUGAUGCAGAAAGUUCUGAGAGUUCAGAUGAUGAAAAAGGCUGGGUUGAAGAGGUCAGGAAACAGCGCAAGCUUUUACGCCAAGAGGAAAAACUAAAGCGGCAGGAAAGGCUCAAGGAGGAUCAGCAAACAUUACUAAAACCUCAGUUUUUUGAGAUUAAAGAAGGAGAGGAAUUCAGAAGCUUCAAAGACUCUGCCAAAAAACAAAAAUUAAUGAAGAAAACUCUUGAAGAUCGUUUAAAGCUUGAAGAAAAACUUGGCACACUCAAUGUGUCUGAUACCACAGUAGGCAGCAAACAGGCAACAUUCAAAUUAAAGAAGUCAGAGCAGCAAAGGAAACAGCAGGAAGCUGAGAAACGACAUCGUCAGGAGAGGAAAACCCUCCGGCGCUCUGCCAGUCAUCUCAAGAGCAGACGUGGAAGAGGACGACUAUUUCAUUGAUUUAUGUUGGCUUUUUUUAAGAAACCUUUUACCUCAUUUUCAUUUGAAAAAGGGGCUUUUUCAAAUUGGGACACAGUACCAAUGGAUUUGUAUUUUGAUUCAUUGGUGAACACAAAGCCAGAACCUCCUAAACCUUGUGUUAAUUACUGAAAAGCUUAUGAAAGUUAAAGUACUGACCAAAGGACAAUAUGAAUAUGGUCCAUUGUGAACUGUAUUUGUUCAGAAAUCACCAGCAAUUGGUUAUUGUGUAACCCUGGAUGUUUUCUAUAUAAGAAUUUAG
Messenger RNA from Zonotrichia leucophrys gambelii, 2396 nucleotides. RefSeq names its product nucleolar protein 10 (gene NOL10). Gene Ontology annotation, biological process: maturation of SSU-rRNA from tricistronic rRNA transcript (SSU-rRNA, 5.8S rRNA, LSU-rRNA). The record is from RefSeq and is a predicted model, not a curated record. Gene Ontology annotation, cellular component: nucleus; 90S preribosome; nucleolus. Lineage: Eukaryota; Metazoa; Chordata; Aves; Passeriformes; Passerellidae. Gene Ontology annotation, molecular function: protein binding. Bases 50 to 2116 code for a protein of 688 amino acids. The transcript is spliced from 21 exons.